Pollicipes pollicipes is the source of this 1865-nucleotide messenger RNA. Its product is annotated as copine-8. Gene Ontology annotation, cellular component: plasma membrane. The transcript is spliced from 8 exons. Gene Ontology annotation, biological process: cellular response to calcium ion. The annotation marks the transcript as partial. Lineage: Eukaryota; Metazoa; Arthropoda; Thecostraca; Pollicipedomorpha; Pollicipedidae. The record is from RefSeq and is a predicted model, not a curated record. Gene Ontology annotation, molecular function: calcium-dependent phospholipid binding.
UUCCCACGCAGUUGCGUCACCGAGCGGCUCGAGACGACGCAGAGCGCUCACUUCACUCAGUUCGCGGUGUCCGUCGGGGCGGGUGGUACUGCGCGUUAACGUCUCACGCAAGUACAAACGCAGGACAGUUGGUACGCGUUAGACACACAAGUGGUGCAUCAAAGGGAAAAGAAACACCACACACCACAGCCAGAAGCAAGCCUGUUGCAUGCUGCAGUCUGGUAGAGUAACAGACUGCCAGAAUGGAGACUUUCUCUGGAGGUUCGGCAAGAACACCAACAUCUCAGAUUGAACUUACCCUGUCAUGCAGGAACCUGGCUGAUAUGGAUGUGUUCUCCAAGUCUGAUCCAUUCAUAGUGGUCUAUGUGGCAUCCGGCGGCAGCGACGCAUGGCAGGAGUACAAGCGCACAGAGAUCAUCUACGACAACCUCAACCCCGACUUCGCUACAAAGGUCGUCGUGACGUAUCAUUUUGAAGAGCAGCAGCGCUUGAGGUUCGAUGUGUACGACGUGGACGCGCCGUCGCCGGAACUCAGCCGUCACGACUUCCUGGGGCGGUGCCAGUGCACGCUCGGUGAGCUGGUGAGCCAGCGGUCGUCACAACUGAAGCUGCUGGGCGGGCCCGGCGGCCUCGGCACGCUGCUCGUGCACGCCGAGGAACUGAUCUCCAGCAAAGAGCACGCGCACUUGCAGUUCCACGCCAUCAAGCUGGACAAGAAGGACUGGUGGGGCAAGUCAGACCCAUAUGUCGAGUUGUUCAAGUGCACGGAAGAGGGCAAGUGGGUGCUGUCGUGGCGGACGGACGUGAAGAAGCGCACGCUCAAUCCCGAAUGGGGCACGGUGGUGGUGCCGGUCAGCUCGCUCUGCAACGGCGACCACGAGCGCAACAUCCGUGCCGUCUGCUGGGACUGGAACCGCAGUGGCACACCCAGCCUGAUCGGCGAGACGCACUUCUCACUCCGCCAGCUGCGGACGACCGGCAGCGGCUGCACGCUGGACCUGAUCCAUCCAGCGAAACAGAAGAAGAAAGGCUCCCGCUACACGCACUCGGGCCGCCUGGUGGUACGGCUGGAGAGGCUGGAGCAUGUGUACAGCUUCCUUGACUACAUCCAGGGCGGCACCGAGCUGGCCUGCACUAUUGCUAUCGACUUCACCGCGUCGAACGGCGAGCCAAAGUCGGAGGACUCGCUGCACAGCCUGACCCGGCGGAAUGCGCUCGGCGCGAUCAGAAACCCGUACGUGACGGCGCUGCGGGCCGUUGGAGAGAUUAUCCAGGACUACGACAGCGACAAGCAGUUCCCCGUGCUGGGCUUCGGCGCUCGACUGCCGCCCGACGGCCGCGUCAGCCACGAGUUCUACGUCAACCUCAAUGCGGACAGCCCCUUCUGCCACGGGGUGCAAGGAGUUGUGGACGCCUACGAGCGGUGUCUACCCCAGGUGCAGCUGUUCGGCCCCACCAACUUCGCGCCUGUCAUCCGACACGUGGCCAACUUUGCGCGCCAAUACCGUGACGGCUCGCAGUACUUCAUCCUGCUCAUCAUCACCGACGGCGUCAUCACCGACAUGCCGCAGACCAAGCAGGCGAUCGUGGAGGCCUCAUGCCUCCCACUCUCCAUCAUCAUCGUGGGUGUGGGCUCGGCCGACUUCGCUGCUAUGGAAGAACUGGACGGCGACGUGGUGCGCCUCUCGUACAACGGCCGCGCCGCUGAGCGCGACAUCGUCCAGUUCGUGCCGCUAAACGGGCUGUUGUGUGGCGAGCAGGUCACGCUGCGCGCGCGGCUGGCGCGCGAGGUGCUGGCAGAGAUACCGGACCAGUUCCUCGGCUUCAUGCGCGCCAACAAGAUCACGCCCGGUCCGGCCCGCCAG